Lates calcarifer (barramundi perch) is the source of this 1311-nucleotide messenger RNA. RefSeq lists its product as uncharacterized. NCBI's taxonomy places the organism in Eukaryota, Metazoa, Chordata, Actinopteri, Centropomidae. The transcript has 4 exons. The record is from RefSeq and is a predicted model, not a curated record. The coding region runs from base 179 to 1078 and encodes 299 amino acids.
CAGUACUCUAAGACACUUUUGAUUGUCCCUGCAUAUUUUUUGCACAGUUUUGGUUUUGUGCUCUCAACAUGUACUAUAUAUACUUAUGCACUAUUCUUUUGUGAAAAACAGCAGUCAUAUAGGAUAAUAUGCAAAGUAACUGAUGUUUCCCUUGAUAUUGCAAUCAUAGACAUCAAGGAUGAUUUUCCACAUGUCCCUGCUGACGGCCCAGUGCUGCCUGCUGUUAAUGCCAGGUUUGAUAGAAGCAACAUCUCUUGUGAAAGUAAAAAAUCCUGGAGUGAAUCCACUUAGCAUUGACUCAACUCAAGCACAUGAUUUCUUGGCUAAUUCUCGACCUAAGAGGAGUGCUGACCCAAAGUGGUACCGAAACACACCUGAUUUUCAGUCCUACUACCGCUUCUACAACAGCAUUGGGCACAUUGAAGGAAUCUAUGAGAUUGACAGGAUCAGGAUGCUGUAUCAGACGAUGCGUCACUUGGAGAUGACCCAUGGCCCAGAUGCCUCCAGUUACCAAAACGUCCUGGGUGUCCUGACUACCACUGCAGCACCCACUACAACCACCCAGCCACCUCCACCUCCCACCACCCCUGCUCCUACACCAGACCCUCUGAAGAACGCCCAGAAGAUCUAUCUGUGUAACCCCAAAGACCUACUGUGCAAACCUCAGAUCGUCUACCUGCCAACAGGGGCUGUUCCCGUGCUGUGCGACCCACGACUCAACCCCGCCUGCAGGCCCAAAACAGAGGAGGAGAUAAAGGCUGCAGUUCCUCCUCCACCACCCCCACCUCCUCCUGCUCCCAAAAAGUCUGUCCCACCUCCACCUCCUGUCAUCACUGCUAAAGGUAUGGAGUAUGACUGCGACCCAUACUGGGAUCCUGACUGCCUCAUCGACCACCCUCCCCGCCCUAUCCAGGAAACAACCGCAACGGAGGCACCUGCUGAGGAGAAAGUGGUGAAAGAGGAAGUAGCAAAAGCUGAAGAAAGUGCCCCAGAAGCACCAGCCACCCAGAAACCCUACCCUUACUUUGACCCUUAUGAUUUCAGACAUUACCCCGAUCCAGCUCCGCAACCGCAGUAAAAAACAAAGAGCUUAAGAUAUUAUAGCUUUCUAUGCAGGGCAAGACUACAAAAUUAAAUCACAAAGCCAAACCAAGAGUAAAAAUCAUGCAGAUGAAACAGACAUGUAAGUAACCAAUGCUUUUGUACUUGUAUAGCUUUUCCAGUGACAACCACACCUUUCCUGUAUGUGUGUAUGAGCGUUCAUAAAAAGGUGAUGCACAAUAAACCUUUGUAUAAACAAUAAAUAUAGAA